This is a messenger RNA of Adineta ricciae, 1578 nucleotides long. Lineage: Eukaryota; Metazoa; Rotifera; Eurotatoria; Adinetida; Adinetidae. The record is from the annotation of a GenBank genome assembly.
AUGUUUGUGUUGAUUACAUCAUUAUGCUCAUAUUUAUACAAAGAUUCUUUAAUCAAUAUUUUACUUAUCUUGGAAACAUUACCAUGGUGGUGGACGUCGUUGUUUUUUUGCAUUCUUUUCACUCUCGUUUCCCUACCAUUUGCUUGGGGAUACAUUUUAUUGAAUAUUGCAUGUGGAUUUUUGUAUGGAUUUGUUUAUGGUGUUAUGUUCAUCAUAAUCUAUGCUGGAAUUGGACUAUCCAUCUCGUUUUUCGCAUGUCGAUUCAUAUUGUCACAUAAUUAUUGUGUGAUUAAAAAUGUCAAGACGACAUUUGAAAAUAGUGAAAUUAUUCAAACAAUGAUCAAAGUUUUAAAUAGUGCAGAUGGUUACAAAAUUAUUUUUCUAAGUCGAUUAACUCCGAUUCCUCUUGGUUUACAAAAUGGCUUUUACUCGAUUAGUAACAUCCCGUUUCGCAUUUAUCUUUUCUGGUCAUUAUGUGGAUUAAUUCCAACACAAGUUAUCUAUUGUUCACUUGGUUCGCGUCUUCAUUCGAUGACUGAUUUGAUCUUAAUUGACAAACAACGAGCCCAUCGACUGAAAACGAUUACCAAUAAUGGUGAUUUUCCUCACUUAGUAAUCUUUGGUCCCGAUGGUUCCGGUAAGAAAACUCGCAUUAUGUGUUUACGCCAUGAACUUUACGGCGAGGAUGUUCAUUCGGUUCGACUUGAAAAUCAUCAAUACGAAACUUCGUCACAUAAAAAAUUCGAAUUAACCACCAUCGGGAGUCAUUCUCAUACGCAAGUCAAUCCAAGUGGUGUAGGAAUAUAUGAUCGAGUCGUUGUGCAAGAGUUAAUAAAAACAAUUGCACAAACAAAACAAAUCAUCAGCAAUGAACAACAAUCAUUUAAAGUUAUUGUUAUUGUCGAAGUGGAUAAAUUAACACGUGAUGCACAGUAUAGUCUGCGACGAACUAUGGAGAAGUAUAUAAAUUCAUGUCGAUUGAUUCUUUGCUGUAAUUCAACCUCUCGAAUUCUACCUGCUAUUCGUAGUCAAUGUUUAGCUGUACGAGUAUCUGCUCCAACUGACGAUGAGAUCAAUAUUGUUCUACAGAAAGUAGCACGUUGGGAAGGUGUUCAAUUGCCGAUUGCUUUGGCGAAACGUCUUGCCGAGAAAAGUGAAAGAAAUCUUCAGCGAGCUCUAUUGAUGUUUCAAACAUGUGCUAUAAAAAAAGUUCCGCUGACAAAAGAUCAAAAGAUACUUGUGCCAGAUUGGGAGGUGUAUCUUCGCGAGACGGGUCGAAUGGUUGUCGAACAACAAACACCAGAACGACUCUUAGAAGUUCGCGAACGUCUGUAUGAAUUGAUUGCACAUGGUAUUCCAGCUGAAGUUAUUUUCAAAGGUUUAUUGUUCGAGUUAAUAGUAAAUUGUGAUGAAGUAAUUAAGAGCCAAGUGACAAGCCUAGCAGCUGAAUAUGAACAUCGCAUUCGACAAGGUUCAAAACAUAUCUUUCAUCUCGAAGUAUUUCUAGCUAAAUUCAUGUAUAUUUACAAACAACACGUUGAACGCACUGCAGCACUCGUUAUGGAUGAAACCUACUGA